AUGCCUCCUCCGUUCCUCCAAACACUACCACGAGAGAUCCGCGACUCAAUCUACACUUACAUUCUGGGAAGCCCGGAUGGUGUCAUUACGUUCUUGCCAUGGUCUAUAGAGGUCGCGCAAUCACUUUCUAUACUUCGAACAUGCAAACAAAUACAUAGAGAAUGCAAGGAUGUGAUUUGGGAGCACAAAGGAUUGAGCCUGCGGGAGUCUACCCAAUUGGAAUACAAACUCGAAAAAAUAUACUCGAUGUUUGGCGAAACAGCACGAUGGCAUAUACUUAUACAAUUGGAGGUUAUGGACUGGGAUGAAUUAGGAUGGAUCUGCAGGAGUCUGGCAUCAACGGCAGGGUCUUUGCAAAAUCUGCAUGGUAUUACGAUCAAGGCGAAUAAGGAACGGCCACAAACGGUAGAGGAGUUCGAGGAUAUCCUUGAUCUAAGGGAGAAUGGAGAAAUAGUCGAUGGGAGGCUAUAUCAGGAGUACCCCGGUAUUCCUUCGGCAGACAAGGAACCUCGGACUUGGAUGAUAAAUACUAGUUGGCCUCGAUUGUCUCCUUGGGCAAAGAGGAAAUGGUUGGCUGAGAUGCUGAUUGAUACGGCAGAUACAAGGAAUCUGUUAUAUGUAAUUCAUAAUGAAUUCGGCGGACGUUUAUAUGUGGAUGGAGUGCUGUGUUUGAAAGAAGGAAAGCAGACUGUCGAAGAAUUCAAGCUUGACCCAAGAGAUGGAGAGAUUAAAAUUAUACCCGGACGUAGGAUAAAGAAAUGCUGA
Sclerotinia sclerotiorum 1980 UF-70 is the source of this 765-nucleotide messenger RNA. RefSeq lists its product with no specific name. The transcript has a single exon. Bases 1 to 765 code for a protein of 254 amino acids. The record is from RefSeq and is a predicted model, not a curated record. Lineage: Eukaryota; Fungi; Ascomycota; Leotiomycetes; Helotiales; Sclerotiniaceae.